AUGGUCAGUCAAGCAACGCAAAAAUUAUACAUCAACACUGGAAAUUUAACCGAAUGGAACAGACUAAAAGGAAAAUUUAGUCAGUCUUCCAAAAGCGAGCUUCAGAAAUGCGUCGAUGGUACUCUAACUGCUUGGAAGGAAUCGGUCGAUAUCCAAUCUUUAAAGGAUCAAGAGAUUCUGACUUGCCGGCAUGAACAAUUUCCAUCUAAAAUUAGUAGCGAUAGUCUCAAUGACUUCGAGAUUUCCGCUAAAAUAUUUGCUUUAAGUGGAAAAUCUUUUGAUGUAAAAGACGCCCUCGAACAAGUAAUCCAGGAACUUGGUAUUACCAAGGUGGAUAACGCGACAUUAUCUCUGCCACCAUCCGUUACAGAUUUCAGCAGUGACGUUCAAGAUAUAUGGCAGAUGAUGGAACAAUUUGUCGAUAAUGGACAUAUUCAAGAGAUUGGGAUAUGUGAUUUCGAUUUGAAUCAACUAUCACAGUUGCAUGAUUGGUCCAAGAUUAAGCCAGCUACAAAUUCAGUUAAUCUCUCAACCUGCUGCGUAAUACCACCGGAAUUAGUAUUAUAUGCAAAAGAAAACAAUGUGCGUCUUUUAACUCAUGCCGAUCUUAGAGAUAUUCUAGAUGCCGAUUACGUAAAAACAACUUUAAACAACUAUUUUUCUUCCGAGAAUGACAAUUGGCAACCUAUUUGGGUUGCAAGAUAUACUGCUCUCAUUAAGCAUCGCGGUAUAAUUAAGAGCAAAGGGUACAUUUUGCGUUGCGAUAGGAUUGAAGACUAAUUCUCAAGAUCCUUUUU
Messenger RNA from Trichoplax adhaerens, 797 nucleotides. RefSeq lists its product as uncharacterized. Gene Ontology annotation, biological process: glutathione biosynthetic process. Gene Ontology annotation, molecular function: glutamate-cysteine ligase catalytic subunit binding; enzyme regulator activity. Gene Ontology annotation, cellular component: glutamate-cysteine ligase complex. The coding region runs from base 1 to 780 and encodes 259 amino acids. The record is from RefSeq and is a predicted model, not a curated record. The transcript has 10 exons. NCBI's taxonomy places the organism in Eukaryota, Metazoa, Placozoa, Uniplacotomia, Trichoplacea, Trichoplacidae.